UCUUUUCAUCAUGUUGGACUUGAGACAGCGAGGCGUCAGUUUAAACACACCUGAAGCUGGUUGACCCGCUGUUAAAGAGAUGCUAGUCUGUGCUCUGUUAAUCAUGUUACACCAAGCAAAGCCAUUCCAGCAUAUAGAGCACCAUUGUGACCCUCGCUCUGCCACUGUGGUCGGUAGGUUGAGCAAAUUCACCCGCCACUGCAAAAAGACACCCGUAUGUGACGAGUGCUGAUUUCCAACCCUGUUUUAUACAGUUCUAGUUGUACAAAUGUCCUAAAGGUCAUGGUUGCUGUUAAAUACUAACAUGUUAGUUUAAUGUUUAAAGUUUAAGACUCAAUGUCUUGUUAUUGGCAUUAUUCAGGGCAGAUCAGACGGACAAAUCAUGUUAGGAUCAAAACAAACUGCACUGAGGUGCUGCAUCAGGUACUUAGGCAGACAGGAAGGAAGAGAAAAUCUAAUUAAGGAUCACAUCAGGUUGUUUUACCUGCAUGAACGUCUUUUAUUGUCCUCUGAUCAAUCUGGAGAUCAGAAGAUGAGUGAUCGAGGGGACAAAGAGGAGGACAGAGCAGAGUCUCCUCUGUCCAGCUGUCUCUCUAUGAAGAGUGACCUGUCUAAAGAUCCUCCUCUACUCUUCAGUAAUGAACCAGGACCCUCAGAUCCACAAAUAACAAAGGGGUCUGUUUCUGUGGAGGAGCAGCUGUCCAGCUGUGCUUUGUGUCAGGACGUCCUAAGAGAUCGAGUUUCUACCAGAUGUGGACACUGGUUCUGUAGACAGUGCCUCACCUCAUACUGGGACCAGUCUACUUCAUCAGGAGAGUCCCCCUGUCCCCAGUGUGGAGAACGAGGACUGCAGAUAUCCACAGAUAGAAGUCUGCAGGAGGUUACAGACGAACUUAAGAUCAGUCUGAGGAAGAGAUGUGAACAUGUGACUGAAGGAAGUGAUGAAACAGGAAGUAGAACCCUCCUCAACAGGAUCUACACUGAGCUCUACAUCACAGAGGGACAGAGUGAAGAAGUGAACACUCAACAUGAGGUGAGACAGCUUGAGACAGACUCUAAAAAGAAGACCCUCCAUGAGACUCCAAUCAAGUGUCAGGACAUCUUUAAAGCCUUACCCGACCAACAGAACCAAAAGACAGAAGCUCAACCCGACCAACAGAACCAAAAGACUGAAGCUCAACCCGACCAACAGAAACCCAUCAGAGUGGUUCUGACAAACGGCGUCGCUGGUGUUGGAAAAACCUUCUCAGUGCAGAAGUUCACUCUGGACUGGGCAGACGGCUCAGAGAACCAAGACCUCAGUCUGGUGAUCCUGCUUUCAUUCAGGGAGCUGAACUUGAUCAGAGAUAAGCGGUACAGUCUUCUUGAGCUGCUCCGUGUUUUCCAUCCAACAUUACAGAAGGUCACAGCAGAGACGCUCGCUGUCUGUAAACUGUUGUUCAUCUUUGACGGCCUGGAUGAAAGCAGACCGUCGUUGGACUUCAAAAACAGGAAGGUUGUGUCUGAUGUCACAAAGAAAUCACCGUUAAACACACUGUUGACAAACCUCAUCAGGGGGAAUCUGCUCCCCUCAGCUCUCAUCUGGAUAACUUCUCGACCUGCAGCAGCCAAUCAGAUCCCUCCUGCAUGUGUUGACAGGGUAACAGAAGUACGAGGCUUCACUGACGCCCAGAAGGAGGAGUACUUCAGGAAGAGGUUCAGUGAUGAUGAAGAUCUGUCCAGCAGAAUCAUCUCACACAUCAAGACAUCCAGGAGCCUCCACAUCAUGUGUCUGAUCCCGGUCUUCUGCUGGAUCACUGCCACAGUUCUGGAGCACAUGAUGAGUACAGAGCAGAGAGGAGAGCUUCCCAAGACCCUGACUGACAUGUACUCACACUUCCUGCUGGUUCAGACAAAGAGGAAGAAGAACAAGUAUGAUGAGGGACGUGAGAUGAGUCCACAUGAGCUGAUGGAGGCUGAUGGGGAAGUUCUUCUGAAGCUGGGGAGGCUGGCGUUUGAACAUCUGGAGGAAGGAAUCAUCAUGUUCUAUAAAAAAGACCUGGAGCGUUGUGGUCUGGAUGUCACAGAGGCCUCGGUGUACUCAGGAGUUUGUACAGAAAUCUUCAAAAGAGAGUCUGUGAUCUUCCAGAAAACAGUCUACUGCUUUGUUCAUCUGAGCGUUCAGGAGUUCCUGGCUGCAGUCUACAGGUACCACUGUUUGACAAACAGGAAGAGACGUAUAGUGAAGGCUUUCCUUAAAAACAUCAUUUUUCAAACUCCUGAAAGUGAUGACUUAUCCCUGGAUGUCUUCCUGAGGAGUGCCAUGGAGAAAUCCCUGGAAAGUAAAAAUGGUCACCUGGACCUGUUUGUUCGCUUCCUUCAUGGCCUCUCUCUGGAGUCCAACCAGAGACUCUUAGGAGGCCUGCUGGGUCGGACAGACAACAGUCCAGAAAUGAUCCAGAGAGUCAUCAACAACCUGAAGGAGAUGAACAGUAAAGAUAUCUCUCCUGACAGAAGCAUCAACAUCUUCCACUGUCUGACGGAGAUGAACGACCUCUCAGUCCAUCAGGAGAUCCAAGAGUUCCUGAAGUCAGGGAACAGAUCAGAGGAGAAACUCUCUGAGAUCCACUGCUCUGCUCUGGCCUACAUGCUGCAGAUGUCAGAGGAGGUUCUGGAUAAGUUGGACCUGAGGAGGUACAACACAUCAGACCAGGGACGACUGAGACUGAUUCCAGCUGUGAGGAACUGCAGGAAGGCAGAGUUUUUUAACUGUGGACUGUUAGAGACUCACUGUGAAGUCGUGGCCUCAGCUCUGAAGUCCAACCCCUCCCAUCUGAGAGAGCUGAACCUGAGCGACAACAAGCUGCAGGAUUCAGGAGUGAAGCUGCUGUGUGAGGGACUGAAGAGUCCAAACUGUAGACUGGAGACUCUGAGUUUGUGGAGCUGCAGUUUGUCAGAGAUCAGCUGUUCUUCUCUGGCCUCAGCUCUGAAGUCCAACCCCUCCCAUCUGAGAUAUCUGAACCUGAGUAACAACAAUCUGCAGGAUUCAGGAGUGAAGCUGCUGUGUGAGGGACUGCAGAGUCCAAACUGUAGACUGGAGACUCUGAGGGGGCGUGUCUGUCCGUAAAAAGACUUCCUGGAAGGCUGGUCUCAAGUUUCCUCGAUCCUCUGUGCUGAAAAUGAGAGUUCUGAGACGUCCAUCAACAUGGCGGCACAGAACGACUUCCGGUUCAAGCGACGAAAAAUAAGAGACAUGAGGAGUAGCCAUUCAGAUUCAGAGCAGUUAGACAUUCUUCAUCAAACUGAUUAGAGCAAAGUUAAUGUUUGUUGUUUUUCUGUUAUUUGAAGUCAGAAUAAAUUCAGUUUAAUGAUCUCUGAAAUAUGACGUGAAGUUCUGUUAACUUUGCACCAAACAAAGAAAUGUUCUUCAGAGGGACACUUUUUCAUUUCCCUGUGAGGACACUUGAGAUAAAUCACUUGAACCUUUACAUCAGUAAACGUUGAAUCAGCACUUCCUCUUUCCCCUGAGUGUGUUUAGGUCUUAACAUGACCUGUGCUCAGGUGUGUUGGUGGGGCGUUGCUGUCUCAGGGGGCAGAAAGCAGCUGCACCAUGGACCAACAAAAACCUGCUCUAAAGUCAUGGUGCAGUAUUUCCAUGCUAUUUAAAGGCUCCAUUAGUAAGAUGGUGAGAUGCACAGACACAGACAGGUUCACAUUGUUCUUCCACAAGGCUCGUAACACACACAGGGACAGAUUACACACAGCACACCUGUGAGACACUGCAGUUCAUCCAGGUGGAAAUAACUCUUUAAAGUGUGUUUAAUGUCUGCUGUUAUUUCUGUCCCAAAAGGCCGAGAAAAUCAGAAACUGCUGCUGCUAGAUUUAAACACAGUUUACAUGAAUCAACAGUAAACACAUCACUCAACUGUCUCUGACAUGAUGAUGAUGCCUUCAAGGACUCUCAGUAAACACAUCACUCAACUGUCUCUGACAUGAUGAUGCCUUCAAGGACUCUCAGUAAACACAUCACUCAACUGUCUCUGACAUGAUGAUGCCUUCAAGGACUCUCAGUAAACACAUCACUCAACUGUCAGUAACACGAUGAUGAUGCCUUCAAGGACUCUCAGUAAACACAUCACUCAACAGUCAGUAACACGAUGAUGAUGCCUUCAAGGACUCUCAGUAAACACGUCACUCAACUGUCUCUGACAUGAUGAUGAUGCCUUCAAGGAGUCUCAGUAAACACAUCACUCAACUGUCAGUAACACGAUGAUGAUGCCUUCAAGGACUCUCAGUAAACACGUCACUCAACUGUCUCUGACAUGAUGAUGAUGCCUUCAAGGAGUCUCAGUAAACACAUCACUCAACUGUCUCUGACAUGAUGAUGAUGCCUUCAAGGAGUCUCAGUAAACACAUCACUCAACUGUCUCUGACAUGAUGAUGAUGCCUUCAAGGACUCUCAGUAAACAAGUCACUCAACUGUCUCUGACAUGAUGAUGAUGCCUUCAAGGACUCUCAGUAGACACGUCACUCAACUGUCUCUGACAUGAUGAUGAUGCCUUCAAGGACUCUCAGUAAACACAUCACUCAACUGUCUCUGACAUGAUGAUGCCUUCAAGGACUCUCAGUAAACACAUGACUCAACUAUCUCUGACAUGAUGAUGCCUUCAAGGACUCUCAGUAAACACAUCACUCAACUGUCUCUGACAUGAUGAUGAUGCCUUCAAGGACUCUCAGUAAACACGUCACUCAACUGUCUCUGACACGAUGAUGCCUUCAAGGACUCUCAAUAAACACAUCACUCAACUGUCUCUGACAUGAUGAGGCCUUCAAGGACUUUCAGUAAACACAUCACUCAACUGUCUCUGACAUGAUGAUGAUGCCUUCAAGGACUCUCAGUAAACACAUCACUCAACUGUCUCUGACAUGAUGAUGCCUUCAAGGACUCUCAGUAAACACAUCACUCAACUGUCUCUGACACGAUGAUGCCUUCAAGGACUCUCAGUAAACACGUCACUCAACUGUCUCUGACACGAUGAUGCCUUCAAGGACUCUCUGUCCCUUUAAGCUUCAAGUCACCAACACGUGACCACGAGAGCUGAAAGGUGGCGUGCUACUUUACACGCCCACUUCACUUCUGAGCAGGACUGAAGUCCCUGCUGCUCUUCAUACUGGAUGUUCUGUAUCACUGAUAAUCAGAAUAAUCAUGAUAACGAUGAUAUUAUAUGAUCAGAAUAAUAAUAAUAAUAAUAAUAAUAACUUUAUUUAUAUAGCACCUUUUAAAAACACAGGUUUACAAAGUGCUUUGACAAACAGCAAAAACAAAAACAAACUAAACCAAACACAGAAGAACAUAAACAACAGAAGAACAUAACAAAUGCAAAAUACUAAAAAUAAUUAAAUACAAUUCAACAGGAAAGAACCCAAAGUGCACGAUACCCAACAGACAUAUAUAACCCGACCAUCACAAGAACCAUCAUAAGAACCAUCACAAGAACCAUCAUAAGAACCAUCACAAGAACCAUCACAAGAACCAUCAUAAGAACCAUCAUAAGAACCAUCAUAAGAACCAUCAUAAGAACCAUCACAAGAACCAUCAUAAGAACCAUCAUAAGAACCAUCACAAGAACCAUCAUAAGAACCAUCAUAAGAACCAUCAUAAGAACCAUCACAAGAACCAUCAUAAGAA
Labrus mixtus (cuckoo wrasse) is the source of this 5668-nucleotide messenger RNA. Its product is annotated as NACHT, LRR and PYD domains-containing protein 12-like. The transcript is spliced from 7 exons. The coding region runs from base 383 to 3106 and encodes 907 amino acids. Lineage: Eukaryota; Metazoa; Chordata; Actinopteri; Labriformes; Labridae. Gene Ontology annotation, molecular function: metal ion binding; protein binding. The record is from RefSeq and is a predicted model, not a curated record.